AUUGAUUUUUUCUUAAGUUCUAAUGCAUUCCUUCCGGUCUAUUCUCUUAACAGGAAGCACCUUAUUUAGAUACGACAACGUCGAACAGGACCUCAAGACGUUACGUAGGUUAUAUCCCGGAGUUGCUAGAUCAUUUAGCGGCUCGUUUAAAAUUUGACUACGAAAUAAGACUGAUAGACGAAUACGGCUACUGCAAAAGGACGUCUAGCAGGGACAAUUGCACGGUCGAUAAGUGGAAUGGUAUGGUUAAAGAGAUCCUUUAUAAUAAAGCCGACUUAUCCGGACCGAUGCUGAUGACUAGAGAACGAGCAAAGUUUUUACAGUUCACGAGCGCCUUAUUCUACGAUACGGCUUCUGUUCUAAUCCGCCGAGACGAAAGGGAAGAUUAUAACAUUACACUAGCAACAGAUUUAUGGAAGAAGAGGAGAUAUUUAGCAUUUGGUAUUCUGAAAUCAGGAGCUGAAAGUGUGUUCUUAAAGAGGCUAUCAAGAUCCAGUACGGCGUACAGAAGGUUAUAUAGCUAUCUCAAAAAGCAAAGUCGAAUGUGCACUUAUUACAAAACGUGUCUAAGUAAAGUAAUAACCGGUAUAAGGACAAGGAGGAGGGGAAAAAGGAUCGGAUUCGCCUUCAUACUUAUCAGAUCCAAAGCGGAAUACGAAGCGUUUAACAUAAUUCGACGCUCGUUCGACAAUAAGCCUCAAUGCGAUUUAACAGUUACUGAUAGUUUCCUUUUUAAAAUUCCAAGGGGACUUGCUGUAAGAAAAAAUGGGGAAUUUUCGGAAAAAAUUACUCAGGAAAUAAUUCAAAUGGCAAAAGAUGGCGUUCUUGCCAAUUUAUACGCUAGAUGGUUCAUUGGGUUAACCUGCGAUAAUAGUCUUAUCUACCAAGAAAAAGUAAAAGAGAGAUUACUAGAUGACUAUUUUACAGAAUAUUCUAAUUCUAUGGGAGAGAACGUUUUCGACGCCUUUACAAACAACACUCAAAAAAUACGUUUAUCAAUAAGAUAUAUAUUAUUGUGGUCUUCCUUAAUUGCUUUAACAGUAAAUCAUUAUUCACUUACCAUUAUAUAAGGUAAUACAAACAAACUGGUAAAUAUUUAAAAGUAUCUAAUCAACCUAAUACAAAAGGGAAUAAUAGUUGUAUAUAUAUAUAUAUAUAUUAAAAAAACACUACAAC
Molecule: messenger RNA, 1176 nt
Organism: Dimorphilus gyrociliatus
Lineage: Eukaryota; Metazoa; Annelida; Polychaeta; Dinophilidae
Source: the annotation of a GenBank genome assembly